This is a messenger RNA of Symsagittifera roscoffensis, 3234 nucleotides long. Its product is annotated as nanos homolog 1-like. Gene Ontology annotation, biological process: negative regulation of translation; oogenesis. Bases 431 to 1633 code for a protein of 400 amino acids. The record is from RefSeq and is a predicted model, not a curated record. NCBI's taxonomy places the organism in Eukaryota, Metazoa, Xenacoelomorpha, Acoela, Convolutidae. Gene Ontology annotation, cellular component: perinuclear region of cytoplasm. Gene Ontology annotation, molecular function: zinc ion binding; mRNA binding. The transcript has a single exon.
AGCAUUAAUAAAGAGAAUAGACUUAAAUAAGGCCGACGAGAAUUAGUGAAAGUUAUUUUCUAAAUAUUUGUUGAAUUACAAAGGAACAGAUCAGUUGGGAAGAAAAAGCCAAAAUAAUAGCACAUUUAUUUCAAGCAAAAUUAUCUUCUGAAUUUAUAGCAGAUUUCCAUCAGCAAAAUUAAAUUUCCAGUUAACUUCGAAAAUUUAUUUUGAAAAAAUUGCCUCGAUUGAUCGAAGGUUUUGUCAUUUUCAAAAAUUCCAGAAGUAAUCAAGUCCCAGAUUUCGCAUCUGUUGAAUUCCUUGUCAAAAAUACUGAAUUAUUAAAAAUCAAUUUCAUUUUAUACGAUCUUGAGAUCGAUAAAAUUGACCAGUUGUUCAACUAAUUUAGUUGAUUGCCUUCGAAAAAAUUGCUAACUUUAUCCGAUCAGUUAUGGAAAUGCAGAUGCUUGACGAGAUGUUACGAGAGAGCCACUUCAAGUCUUUCCCCCACAUUUAUCAGCCUCUCAGGGCGCCCACAGCCCCCCAGAUGGUGAACCCGGCCGCUAUGGUCAACCCUGCUGCAUACCUUCAGGCCCAGGGCUACAACCCGUCAUCAUUCCAACGUUACGAUGACUAUCUCGGCCUGUCUCAACUUCUGACAAAUGUCAAACUUGCUGACAGUCACGACGACGUAUUCUCUGACAAAGCGCCUUCGCCGCCCACUCAGAGCACAGACAUCUACAGCGAGUUCGACCGAAUCUUCGCCGACGCCAGAACCUCAUCGUCAGCCUCGCCUCCUAUGCAGCACAUGCACAGUCCCUCAAACUACAGAUCCCGGUCGAGAAUCAGCAGCUACGGGUCGGUGGGAUCCGCCUGCGACAGCAACACGAGCGCCGAAACACCUGUGAACAGUUCGGGUCGAGUGCCUCCGAGUGUCCAACUCGCACGGAAACUAAAUGCCAAGAGACUCUGUGUGUUCUGCAAGAACAACGGUGAAGUCGAGAGUGUCUAUGCUUCGCACAUCUUGAAAGACGACGACGGAAGGGUUUUGUGUCCAAUCCUCCGAGCCUACACCUGUCCUAUCUGCGGUGACUCAGGCGAUACCGCACAUACGAUCAAGUAUUGCCCACAGAACACUGGCCAAACGAGUCCGAGCCAGGACAUGACUCCUACAAAGCAAAACCAGCAGAUGAUUUCAACUGUGAACUCAAGCGCAAUGCAGAUGAAUAACCAGCAGUGUCCUCCUCCUGCACCAUCGUAUGCCUCGAUUCCCUCUACGUUCGCUGCCUCCAAUCACAUGGUCAAUGUUUCCGGGGUGACUUUUGCCAACAAAGUUGCCAUGUCACAACAACAACAACAGCAGCAGCAAUCUCAGAUCCCGCAGCACAUGGGCAAAAUGGUGACCCAGUCGGCAGCAGGAGUCCCAAGAUGUUUGGAAUCGUCGGCAGUUUCAUCCUCUGUGAUGUGCGGUUCCUCAGGAGCGGCUCAGGUGUACAACAAUAUGACGUCACAUCAUCAUGCUCCUCAACAUCAUCAAAUUCUGUCGUCUGUUAAUUCGCAUCCGCAGCAAAUCAUGUCCGCCAAUGUAAGUGCCAGUAAACACACCCACAACCACAACCAACAUCAACAUCAGCCCCAGCUGAACAAGUACUGACAACCAUCGCUUUGACAACAAGCAGUGUCAAAAAACUGCAAACGUUCCAAAUGUUCAAUUUCUCAAUUCAGCUCAUUUAAUUUUAUAUCAGUGUUUUUAUAGAAUUCUUACGCAAUUUGUACGCACUCCAAGACGGGGUCAGACCACUACGGGUUUCGGGUGCUAAAAUUGUUACUAUAAUUAUUGAACGGCGGGCGGAAUUGAACUUGUGCUUUUGGUGAUAUGAUUUGUUCUCAGCUGAUCUGAGCUUUUCCAAUCAAAACUCAUCUAAUGUGCAACCCCAUUGCCAAAUUUCUUGCAUAGCUGUUGAACCGGCCCAAAAAUCAGGCAAUAUUUCUGUUUUACUAUCUUAUGUUUCUGGCAGACAAAAUCAAAAAUUUGCCCAAGUGGUUAAACCGCGAUUGUUCCGAUGAGACUUUUUGUAAACUUGUAACUGGACUGAAAAGUUCCGUCGCUUCUCGUGUUGUGAAUGUCGCUUUAAUCUACAUUGCCUAUUUUAUUUUUUCAUCAAAAUCGUAUUCUUCCUAACACUUUCUACCACCUGUGUUUUCCUUUCUCUCCUGUCACUAGUUUGGGGGAGCAGUUUAGUUUGAUAAUGAUUUGAUGCUAGUGACAUAUGCAAUAACCUGCCUAUUAUCCACGAGUUUUUUUCAUUUCGUUUGAGCGGAAAUUCACUCGUAGAAUAAUUUUCAAAUCAAUUCUCGUGCUAUUAUUUUAUAGAUUAUUGGUUCUUCCUUUCUAUUCAAUCAACCAGUGACAAAGUAUUAACAUCAUAUGAAAGAAUGCAGUUAAAUUGGCGCUUUUAAAGUGACUUUUUGUCGAUAUGUUGGAUGCGAAACUGAGUUACAUGAUGACUAUCUUAACAUCAGGAACAACGGGUGAAAACUGAAACGUCUUAACUUUUGACCAGCAGAUUAAAUUUCGAUCUACUGUGAAAAUCAUUGCGACUGCAGUACAUGUUGAACUACCUGUGAAGUUAGCUUUUGUGAAGUGAAUGAAGCUAAAUGUGAAAUGCAAAAUGUCAUAAUCCGAGAAUAUGUCUUGUGAACAAAUUUUCCGAAUACUCAAUUCGUGGGAAUCUGUCGUGACUUGUCGUGUAAUGUGUUGUAUGUCCACGUGCUUAGUUCCUGUUCCUCCCAGCAAAAUCAAUUUCAUGCAUUCGAUUCAUUAUUCUAUUUUAUUCAAUCAUUUUUUGUAAUUUCCAAUUAGCAUAUUUUAACCUAUUCAUUCUCCUUCUAUUCUCUCUGAAACCGCCUAAAAUUAAUCAUAUCUAGUAUAAAAUUUCUUAACUACGGAAUCAACUCGGAACAAAUUCUCGAAAACAUUUUUAGCCUUGAAAACUAUUCGUUACUACUUUUUGUGGAAAAGGUUUCGUCAAACGAGCUUUUCUACGAGCUGAGAAACUGCGUUGAUUCCUCGAAUGAAAAUUCUUGCAUCAGAGAGAUAGAGCAAAAAAAAACAACUAAAAAGCCAUUAUAAUUUAUUCAAUUCAGUAUUUGUAAAGCAAGUGAAAACAUUAUCAUGGAUAUUAAAUGUAGAUUUUGUAAAAGCAAAGUUAUUUCAACAAAUUCUUCAGUUAGCAAUUCAAAUAACUUCCGUCA